AUGCCACCUAGACGUUACAAUCCCAAGAAAAAAACACUUAAACAACCCAAUAUUCAAUAUAAACAACAAUCCAAGAUUAUUCAAUAUAGACAACCCAACAUUCAAUAUAGGCAACAAUCCAAUAUUCAAAAUAGCCGAAAUAUAGAAGAAGAGAAAGUGGUGUUUAAUGAAUUUUUUGAAGAAACAGAAUUUGAAAAAGGCACCCGAUAUUAUAGACCAGAUGCCAAUGGCACCCAAUAUUAUAGACCAGAGAUAAUUGAAAUUACAGAACCAGAGACAACUGAGAUUACGGAUUAUUGGAAAAAUCAAAUAAACUUGAAUUUAAUAUUAUUGUAA
Messenger RNA from Racocetra persica, 336 nucleotides. NCBI's taxonomy places the organism in Eukaryota, Fungi, Glomeromycota, Glomeromycetes, Diversisporales, Gigasporaceae. The record is from the annotation of a GenBank genome assembly.